Molecule: messenger RNA, 2452 nt
Organism: Brienomyrus brachyistius
Lineage: Eukaryota; Metazoa; Chordata; Actinopteri; Osteoglossiformes; Mormyridae
Gene: dcaf7
Product: ddb1 and cul4 associated factor 7
Exons: 7
Coding region: 667-1695 (342 amino acids)
Cellular component (GO): nucleus
Molecular function (GO): protein binding
Source: RefSeq, a predicted model, not a curated record
UUUCCUCCUUUCUUUUUUUGUUGUUGUUGAAUCUUGUUUGAUCGAACACUUGCUUUACACGUCUGCUACCUACAGUACUAUAUACAUGCUUGGGGAUUUUAUCUAUUUAACCCUCAUAAUUUAAUCGACCGGAUCUAUUUAAACAGCUAAUGAAAAAAAGAACCGUGCGUCGAUAAAACAUUAACCUGGAGCUUCUUCGACUGAGUCCGGAGACACUGGGGAGGCAAGCUCAAACUGGGCCGAGGCGAUACAUCUGUCGGUGGAUAAUAAUAUUAUCUGAAUUAUAAAUGAUUAUAAAGCACGGGUCUGCGGAUUGCUAGCCGAGCUACUGCCGUUUCGCCCUGGAUCUUGGAUCCUGCAGCUUCGCCCGGUUAUUGCGGCUCUCGCUGGCUGCCCCUAAGUACCCGAGCAGGAUUCCGAACCAUCUCUCCGCAAACAAGCCAAAUCGCAUCUUCUGGGGCUUUUCUCUUUGCCCUGCUGUCCCUCCCCGUCGCCAUUUGCUGGGCGGCCGGGGUGGCUCGCUGACUGGCUCUGCUUAGCCGCCGUUAGCCUUUUGUUCAAGCCCGGUGCUGUUUGCAGGGGUGGGGGGUAGUAAGGGGGCUUUGCGGAUCCGCUACGGCAGUCUGUGCGCGGUUUUAAGGGUCGAGCUUCCCGGCUACUCCCAGCAUGUCGCUCCACGGGAAGAGAAAGGAGAUCUACAAGUACGAGGCGCCAUGGACGGUGUACGCCAUGAACUGGAGCGUCCGGCCGGACAAGCGGUUCCGCCUGGCGCUGGGCAGCUUCGUGGAGGAGUACAACAACAAGGUGCAGCUGGUGGGCUUGGAGGAGGAGAGCUCAGAGUUUGUCUGCAGGAACACAUUUGACCACCCCUACCCCACCACAAAGAUCAUGUGGAUCCCAGACACCAAGGGAGUGUACCCGGAUCUCCUGGCUACCAGUGGUGACUACCUCCGCAUCUGGAGGGUGAGUGACACAGAGACCCGUCUGGAGUGCCUGCUCAACAACAACAAGAACUCUGACUUUUGUGCACCACUCACAUCCUUUGACUGGAAUGAGGUUGACCCCAACCUUCUGGGCACUUCAAGUAUUGACACUACCUGCACUAUCUGGGGGCUGGAAACUGGUCAAGUGUUGGGCCGAGUUAAUCUGGUGUCUGGUCAUGUGAAGACUCAGCUAAUUGCCCAUGACAAGGAGGUGUAUGACAUUGCCUUCAGCCGGGCAGGCGGUGGCAGGGAUAUGUUUGCUUCGGUGGGGGCCGACGGCUCAGUGCGUAUGUUUGACCUGAGACACCUUGAGCACAGCACCAUCAUUUAUGAGGACCCCCAGCACCACCCCCUGCUACGUCUCUGCUGGAACAAACAGGACCCCAACUACCUGGCCACCAUGGCCAUGGAUGGUAUGGAGGUGGUAAUUUUAGACGUGCGGGUCCCUUGCACUCCCGUAGCACGGCUCAACAACCACCGUGCCUGUGUGAACGGCAUCGCAUGGGCACCGCACUCCUCCUGUCACAUCUGCACAGCAGCUGAUGACCAUCAGGCCUUGAUCUGGGAUAUCCAGCAAAUGCCAAGGGCUAUCGAGGAUCCUAUCCUGGCCUACACUGCCGAAGGGGAAAUUAACAAUGUGCAGUGGGCCUCCACACAGCCUGACUGGAUCGCCAUCUGCUACAACAACUGCCUGGAGAUCUUAAGGGUCUAGCUGUUGACAUGGAUUGUUCGAGGUGGAGGUGGUGCGGUUGGGAUAGUAAUGUAAAGACAGGUGCUUAGACUUUGGCUGUUGUAAUGAAUAGAUGUGUGAGAUUUUUGUUGAGUUCUGCAUGAGUAGAUCAAUUUCUCGCACAACUCUCACUGGAAAGCACUGUUUUUAGUCAUGGGCUCAGAAAGGUUUUAUUUUUGCUGUAAAUAUUUAUGUUAAUAUUUAAUAUUUUAUUGUAUAUCAGUGUCUGCUUGUCUUAAGUAACUCAGUCUGAGUUGAAAAUUCAAAGGCUGACUAGCCUUCUCUCUGCAGUCCCGUUUUUUUCUUUAAAACUUUUCCAGGUACAGUGGAAUAUAAUAUUCACCCAGCUCCUUUAUUUAAAUUUACACAAACUGUGAAAUAGUUCAGUCUCAAAAAGAUUUGUGAGGUAAAUGUGUAGAACAAUCUGCAUUCUAUGUAAGCUCCAUAUUGUCUGUUAGUCCAUAAUGAGAAUCUUUUUUUCCCCCUUUCCAGUGUGUCAACAUAUGAGCCAGUGGCUUGCAUGCUGGUGUGACACAAACGAAAGGUGGUUAUUUUUCAGCCAUCAGUCGGAUUCUGAAUGUCAUGAACCUAUUUCAGAGGUUUUUUCUUAAAUCCUUACUUCCAGUAUUUUCCUUCUCCGUGUCAGUUGCUUCGCUCUGCCCUAGUUGGACACUUAUACCACCGUUUAUUACUUUUUUGUUGUUCUUUCCAAUAAAACCACUUGGUCAAGCUGCCAAAA